This is a messenger RNA of Tribolium castaneum (red flour beetle), 888 nucleotides long. RefSeq lists its product as uncharacterized. Bases 14 to 847 code for a protein of 277 amino acids. The transcript is spliced from 2 exons. The record is from RefSeq and is a predicted model, not a curated record. Gene Ontology annotation, molecular function: carbohydrate binding. NCBI's taxonomy places the organism in Eukaryota, Metazoa, Arthropoda, Insecta, Coleoptera, Tenebrionidae.
ACAAAACAUUAGCAUGAUGAACUCAGUCGCUUCGGAACUUCGGUACGAUAUGUUCUUGGUUUUUUUGAUCGCGCUCUUCACCAGUGUCAGGAGUGUUGACUUGCCGGAGCCAAAGUUUCAAGUCCUCACUCCGGACGAGUUGAUGGUCGAAGUGCCCCAUUAUGGCGAGGCGAAGUUAGUGAUGUUCCGGAUAGGUGUUAGACGCAAAGACCAAAAUGAGGAAUAUCUAGAACUGGGGGAGAACGACGUCAGCAACCACCGGAUUUUCAUUUACGACCAGCGGCUCAACUUGCAGAAAGACGAUGUCGUGAAUUACUUACUCGCGUUUCGAGAUAAAAAGGGUUACGAGGCACGAACGGGAAACUACGUUUUUGAUGGAGUUUAUUGCAAGAAGCCUCGUCGUAACCGCUUCCGUCGCUCGAUUUCGACAACGACCGUCAGAGCCGAGUUUAAUCUCGACGGCCCUGAUCCUGACACCGAGGAGGCCUUUCCGGUGGAGCCCCGCUUUGGGCACCAUCCUCACCGAGGUGGGGGCUGGCCGAACCACGGCCCCCAUCACGGGUUCAACCCUUUCGGGCCGCACCGGCCGCACUAUCCCCCGUUUUCGCCCUACCCCAACCAACCGCCACCUUUUGGACCUCCCCCGAACUUCGGGGGUGACUGCAAUGACCAUCGGCACGACCGGUGCCACGGACGCGACACCGAAAGGAUCGAGGGCUCCACUGAGACAAGUGUGGACUACCACUGCAAAAUGUGCAAGUACGGCAGUUCCGAAAGGACUUCCACCACAACUGUGGCGAGUACGACUGAAGACUCGCCCGAAAUUGAUAUUAGGUUUUCUGACUAGUGUCUUGUAUUACCGUUUUUUAAUAAAGUAUUUUCAUGGAA